Molecule: messenger RNA, 1696 nt
Organism: Pygocentrus nattereri (red-bellied piranha)
Lineage: Eukaryota; Metazoa; Chordata; Actinopteri; Characiformes; Serrasalmidae
Gene: pax10
Product: paired box 10
Exons: 8
Coding region: 229-1059 (276 amino acids)
Biological process (GO): regulation of transcription by RNA polymerase II; anatomical structure development
Molecular function (GO): RNA polymerase II cis-regulatory region sequence-specific DNA binding; DNA-binding transcription factor activity, RNA polymerase II-specific
Source: RefSeq, a predicted model, not a curated record
CAAAGCCAGUGAGCAGAGAGAGACAGAGAGAGAUGGGCGCCCUGUGAUAGAGUGAUAGAAAGAACGAGUGUGGCUCCUUUCAUCCAGCGUUCACCCACCAGGUCUGUGCUGAGAAAGUGGAGCAUCAGCUGUGGAUCUUGGAGUUAAAGAGGGGAGAGGGGGUCUACAGCACGCUGGGGAGUGUGUGUGUGUGAGUGUGUGUGUGUGUGUGUGUGUGUCUGAGGUGUUAUGUAUGAAAAGCCCAUCAUGCUGAACCUCCAAAACACCUCUAACUGGACCAGCCCAGACAAUUGGUACCAUCAGACCAACACUAUAACCCCCCAGCAUGCAGCAGAUGGCUGCGUGGAGGAUAUGAACCUGCGGAUGGUGGGAGGAGCGGAGAGAGUUGUGCAGGGAGAGAGGGACGAAGCAGACGAGUCUCAGCUCCACCUGCAGCUGAAGAGAAAGCUCCAGAGGAACCGCACCAGCUUCAGCCAGGAGCAGAUCGAUGCUCUGGAGAAAGAGUUUGAAAGGACACAUUACCCAGAUGUCUUUGCCAGAGAAAGACUGGCAGCCAAAAUUGACCUUCCUGAAGCUCGUAUACAGGUGUGGUUCUCCAAUCGGAGAGCUAAGUGGAGGAGGGAGGAGAAACUGAGGAACCAAAAGAGGUUAGGGGGCGGGACUUCCUGUUCCCAAACGCACACACCACUGAGCACAUCCUUCAACUCACCUGUCUAUCACUCUCACCACAGCAACAGCUCUGCCUCAAUACAUACUCGGAGUGAUGCCUCUCUCUCCGGUUACGGCUCUCUCUCUGUGUUCUCCAGCGUGCAGUCUUUGCCCCCUCAGUCCACCCCAUCUUACUCCAGCAUGCUGACUCCCUCUCCAUCUGGUCCUCCUCCUCUACCUCGUAAAUUUGACUCCACCUCCUACCCCUCCCCUCACCUCCCUCCACCUCCCACAGCCAGUGCAAAUACAGGUUUUCUCCCCGGCGUGUCAGUCACAGGGCCGGUAGCCGUGCAGGCCAGUGAUCAGGACAUGGGUCAGGGUCUGGGUCAGUACUGGACCAGGCUGCAGUGAGAGAGAGCAAAGCUGACCACGCAGAUGAGAAAAACCAGCACAACUGAACACCAUGCAAUCCAGUCUGGAACGCCUCAGAACUGCUACGGCAGUGACCUCAACCCCGUUAUCGACCGAAACCACUGCCACCGCACAGCUCCCUUGACCGCCCAGCACCACUUGACAUACAACCAAGAACUUCUACUGCAGCAGAGGAAUCAGGGAAGCCAUUACUAGCCAUAUGUCACCACACUGACCAAUUGCACAAGUGCAGAGAAAAGAAAUAUAAAAAUGGAUAAGCUCUGAAUGCAAUGCACACCAGCAUAGAGACGACAAAAGGACAACUGUGAGAGUUUUGCACUGUGGAUUUUACCACUCAUAGCUAACGUAACACAACAACCAAGCUUGAUUUGCUAAACAUUAACUAGGACCUCUCUAAAUAUACAGUACAGUGCAGAAGUCAGAGACCACCAGCCAAAAAAGCCAUUAAGUACAAGUUAUUCAUUUUUCAGCAGAUGCUUCUGAGGAGAUUAGAUAAGGGAAGAGAAAUAUAUGAUAAAAACAAGAGCGAAAAUGAUCAAUAGCUACUGAGAAAAUGGGCCUCCUAACAACCACGUGGAAGACCUGGUAGACACCAAAACUACUCCCAUCUGAUAAA